Messenger RNA from Endocarpon pusillum Z07020, 492 nucleotides. RefSeq lists its product as uncharacterized. The record is from RefSeq and is a predicted model, not a curated record. Gene Ontology annotation, molecular function: fatty acyl-CoA hydrolase activity. The coding region runs from base 1 to 492 and encodes 163 amino acids. The transcript is spliced from 5 exons. NCBI's taxonomy places the organism in Eukaryota, Fungi, Ascomycota, Eurotiomycetes, Verrucariales, Verrucariaceae.
AUGUCAGCCUUGAAAUUCGUUCGAUCAGUCUGGGAAGCCUUUCGGGCCAAUUCUGGCCUCGAGCCGAGACUGCUGGAUGGGAUCCGUGUCACAGCAGCUUCACCAGGAAAGGUUCAUUUUGAGCUUCCAAUCCAAAAACAGCACACUAAUCGUCUGGGCGUACUCCAUGGCGGUACUAUUGCCUCGAUGGUGGACCUGGGCGGCUCACUGGCUCUUGCAUCACGAGGCCUCUUCUCUACCGGCGUCUCCACUGAUCUGAAUGUGACGUAUCUCAGUUCAGGGGGGAAGAUUGGAGAUCUGAUCAAAGGAGAGGCUGUCUGUGACAAGUUUGGCAAGACUCUUGCCUACACGUCGAUCAAGUUCCUCAACAAGGACAAAGAAAUCGUUGCGAGAGGUAGUCAUACCAAGUUUGUGGCCCUCGCUCAGAAAGAUCCACAGAACAUUGUAGAAGUGCUGGAACCAGGAAAACCAGAAACCCCAGGGUCAAGUUAG